AUGACUAUACAAAGCAUGACCGUUACUGACGCUGGGAAUGCCACAGCCAAGAAAUGGUGCAGGGGGCCAUAUAAACUUCGAACGAAACUUAUCAUCACAGCCUUGGUGGUACUGGUCCUAGUGUCUGCUCUCAGUGGUUACCUCAUCGGUAGGAGUGACUACAAUGCAUGGAAGAAUGCUGAACCUCCAGAUCCAGUCAACUCUCUACCACCAUCACCUUCGUGGCUACACGUCUUCCAGAAGGCUGCUGUCUGUACAGAUGCACCUCAAUGCUCGGAUAUUGGCAGACAUAUCCUCUCCAUAAAUGGAACAGCGGUUGAUGCUGCCGUUGCCGCGAUGUUCUGCAAUGGUAUCCUGAAUCAACAGAGCAUGGGGUUAGGUGGCGGGUUCUUCAUGACAGUAUUCAUCAAGUCUGAAGAGAAGGCCUACACUGUAAAUGCUCGGGAAAAAGCACCGGCCGCCGCUACACCCGAUAUGUUCCAUGGAAACAUCGACAAAGCUUCCAAAGGUGGACUAGCGGUAGGUGUACCUGGAGAACUAAGAGGCAUGUGGGCAGCUCAUCAACGUUGGGGCCGACUUCCAUGGAAGAGUUUGGUCGCACCCACUCUUGAGUUUUGCAAAUACGGAUUCCCGAUUUCCAAGGUGCUCUACGACGGUUUGGAAGCAGCGCCAUACAUAAAAAAUGACCCAAAUUUAAGCAAAAUGUUCACGAUUAAGGGUAUGUUCCACACGCCAGGAACGAUAGUGAAACCGUCAGAAGCCUUCUGCAAUACUCUACAGAUAAUCGCCGAAAAAGGUGCAGAUGAGUUGUAUAACGGUAGUUUGGCGACAAGCUUCGCGGAAGAUCUAAAUACCGCCGGGAGUAUUAUAACGCUUGAAGACUUGAGGAACUAUCAGGCGGAGAUACAAGAACCUAUAUCUUUCUCCUUGGGUAACGGUGACGCCCUCUAUGCCCCUCCUCCGCCAAGUAGCGGAAUGAUACUCGGGUAUAUCCUGAGCAUCCUGCAAGGGUACAACUUCAACGCAGCCAGCAUCAACACGACUGACGACAAGAUUCUCACAUAUCAUAGAAUAAUCGAGGCUUUCAAAUUCGCGUACGCAACGAGAACAAAGCUUGGUGAUAUGAAUUAUUUGAAUUUGAAAGAGUUAAUGAACAACGUCACAGAUCCCAAAUACGGUGAAGCCAUUCGUUUGAAGAUCAACGACGACCGAACCAGCAACGACUCGUUGUUCUACGGCGCCGAGCAAUACAGCCGACCGGACGCUGGUACAGCACACAUAUCAAUAAUCGCACCGAACGGUGACGCCGUGUCGAUUACUAGCUCUGUUAAUUACUACUUCGGAGCUGGCUUCACGACCCUCAAAACUGGCAUUAUCAUGAACAACGUCAUGGACGACUUCUCAUCACCCGGUUUCGUUAACUACUUCGGUCUUCAGCCGUCUCCUGCCAACUUCAUAGCUCCUGGGAAACGACCACUAUCAUCCAUGAGUCCUAGCAUACUGGUUGACAGGAACGGCAACGCUAAAAUGGUGGUGGGUGCUUCUGGUGGCACUAAGAUCACUACCGCUGUAGCAUUGGUGAUAAUGCGCAAGCUGUGGUUCGACCAAACAAUAAAAGAGGCUGUAGACGAGCCGCGAUUCCAUCACCAGAUAUUUCCUAUGAAGAUUGAAUACGAAUUUGGUAUACUUGCGGAUGUCAUCAAAGGGUUAAGGGCGAAAGGCCACGGCGUGCAACGCUACAAGGGUCGAGGAUCAAUAGUCUGUGCCCUGUUCAGAAACAGGACUGGGAUAUACGCCAACGCAGAUUUCAGAAAAGGAGGCGAUGUCGCUGGCAUGGACUAA
Molecule: messenger RNA, 1842 nt
Organism: Diatraea saccharalis (sugarcane borer)
Lineage: Eukaryota; Metazoa; Arthropoda; Insecta; Lepidoptera; Crambidae
Source: the annotation of a GenBank genome assembly